Messenger RNA from Enhydra lutris kenyoni (northern sea otter), 2319 nucleotides. Its product is annotated as carbonic anhydrase 5B. Gene Ontology annotation, cellular component: cytoplasm; mitochondrion. The record is from RefSeq and is a predicted model, not a curated record. The transcript has 8 exons. Gene Ontology annotation, molecular function: zinc ion binding; carbonate dehydratase activity. The coding region runs from base 109 to 1062 and encodes 317 amino acids. Lineage: Eukaryota; Metazoa; Chordata; Mammalia; Carnivora; Mustelidae.
CGGGUACCCCGGCUAAAGCUAGCCGCUGAACUUCGUGCUUUGGAGAAACGUUAAGGUUAUCAGGUUCCUGCAAGUUAUCCGGGGCCCGGUCCGGAUUCCAGGCUAAACAUGGUGGUGAUGAGUAGCCUGAGGGUCAUUCUUCAAGCCUCUCCGUGCAAGUCACUGUGGAGAAGAUUCCAGACCCCCAGGUUCGUGCCAGCGAGGCCCUGCAGCCUCUACACCUGCACAUACAAAAGCCGGAACCGAGCCCUGCACCCGCUGUGGGAGACCGUGGACCUGGUCCCGGGGGGCGAGCGCCAGUCGCCCAUCAACAUCCGCUGGAGGGACAGCGUCUAUGAUCCCGGCUUAAAACCGCUCACCAUCUCUUACGACCCGACCACCUGCCUCCAUGUCUGGAAUAACGGGUACUCUUUCCUGGUGGAAUUUGAAGAUUCUACAGAUAAGUCAGUGAUCGAGGGAGGACCCCUGGAGCACAACUACCGGUUAAAGCAAUUCCAUUUUCACUGGGGGGCCAUCGAUGCCUGGGGCUCUGAGCACACCGUGGACAGCAAAUGUUACCCAGCAGAGCUGCACUUGGUGCAUUGGAAUGCAGUCAGAUUCGAAAACUUUGAGGAUGCAGCACUGGAAGAACAUGGUUUGGCUGUGAUCGGAGUAUUUUUAAAGCUAGGCAGACAUCACAAAGAGCUACAGAAAUUGGUGGAUACUUUGCCAUCGAUCAAGCAUAAGGACACCCUUGUGGAAUUUGGGUCAUUUGAUCCUUCCUGCCUGAUGCCUGCCUGCCCAGAUUACUGGACCUACUCGGGGUCCCUGACUACGCCCCCACUCUCCGAGUCCGUCACGUGGAUCAUUAAGAAGCAGCCCGUAGAGGUUGAUCACGAUCAGCUUGAGCAGUUUCGGACCCUGCUUUUCACUUCAGAGGGGGAGAAAGAGAAAAGAAUGGUGGACAAUUUCCGCCCCCUUCAGCCCCUAAUGAAUCGCACUGUCCGCUCUUCCUUCCGUCAUGAUUAUGUACUGAAUAUACAAGCAAAACCCCAGCCGUCAACUAGCCAAGUGAUCCCCUGAGGAGUUCAUCUCUAGGCAGUGCUUUGCUUUAAUAAAUACUAGCUUUUUAAAUAUUGCUAACUGGACUAUUCUAAACACCUGCGUUUAAUAAUAAUUAUAGAUGUGCAUUUCUUGUGUGUGGCAGAGCUCCAUCAGUCUUUGAGGAAAGCUCUUUGGUAAAUGAGUUCUUCAUUUGAUUGAAAAUGACAUUUAACACUGAACUAGCAGCAAGAGACAGGAGUUUCUCCUACAGUAACCUGUUGGGUAAUUGUAAUGUCUUUUUACAUCUGAUAUUUCUGUGCUGCCUCUUUAUGUUUAUUAGUUAGUAGUUCUGUAGAGUUAUAAGCAGGGAUAGUAACCAAAAUAUAUAACAACUAGAAAGGCAGACACUGACCAUCCAGAAAGCAGGCCUUUGAGAAACAGCCCUAGGGCCCAAACUGGUACAUCCUGGCUUGCUGAACUCUGGCCAUGGUUUUCGGUAUUUUUAUUUCAAAACAUGAAUGUAUAUUCUUUUCUGAGGCCUUCGCAAUGAGUAUAUUUGCCCUGAUCUUUAGUUGUCAUUCCUAGUACAUGAUAUGCUUACUUAGUAUCAAUUUAUGAUAUACAAAAAGUAUUUUGUAGUUCAAAGAAGACAAGAAUUUACUUCUAACUGGGAAUCCUUUUGUACUUCUGAAGAUUAGAUAUAUUAGUUCAAAACUUAAUCACAUAGAAAACAUAUGCAGAACGUUUUAAAGAAAAUGCUUGAGGUGCCUAGAAUUUAAAAUUCUUUCAUGAAUAUUUACAGAAAUCUUUUUCAAAAGACUAGUAAUAUAACAGUCUAUAGUUUAUAUUGUUAUUUUGCAUUGUCUGUACGUGGUUUCAUAAAAUACAAUCUUUUCCACAAUGAUAGAACUAUCUUGAUUUCCCUUGAAAACUGUCUGAACUUUAUUAGUUGAGGUUCUAUGCCUCAUGUUUCCAAUUUACACAGUGGUUUAGAAGAAUUUUGCUACAGUAAUAAGAAGAGAAACUUAACAGGGUAAAGUCUAGAGAAGUCUGCAUAUUCUGAGGAAGCCAUGCCAUUGUUGCCUUUGCUUGUAAAUAUCUUGGAAUGUUUCUAGUUGCCUAUAAGCCUGUGUUCAAACUCAUAUUGCAUUUACUAGUGGUAUUUCUUUCAUUACUAUGCUAAUCAUCUGAUCUGCAAGGUAAGGUUGGAUAAGUAGACUUAACACUACUGAACUGUACACUGGAAAAGGUUAAGCUGGUUAAUUUUAUGUGUGUUCUACCAUGAUUAAAAAUAAA